This is a messenger RNA of Closterium sp. NIES-65, 1170 nucleotides long. NCBI's taxonomy places the organism in Eukaryota, Viridiplantae, Streptophyta, Zygnematophyceae, Desmidiales, Closteriaceae. The record is from the annotation of a GenBank genome assembly.
AUGUUCAUGCCUCCUUCCCCUACCGCUGCUCCCUUUCUCCCGCCUUUUCCGGAGCAACUGCCGCCUUCCCCAUUCUCCCCCUCUACCGCCUCCGCCCCCGCGCAAUCACCUCCAAUUCCCGCCAGUUCCCCGCCGUUUCCCCUAGACCAGCCCCUUGUGCCUCCGCCCGCGCACCUCCCAUUCACCUCUUCCGCGCCCGGGCAGGUGGGCGCACCGGAUAGUGCGGGCAGCCCGGGAAUAAAUAUCGGUCUCGGCGCAUUUCCCGGGCUAGACUUCGGCGGGUUGGGGAUCCGCCGAGGGCGCGAGCGGGGGAAGAGCGGCGGAGAGGAGGGCCUGGGGCAGCAGCUGGAAGGGCUGUGGGGGGGAAGGGCGGAGGGCGCGCGAAAGGAGGGGGGGCGCGGAAGGCGCGGAGCGCAGGGCGCGGGGAGCAGAGGCGGGAGGAGCUCGGGGGCAGGAGCGGGGGCAGCGGGGGGGAAGGGACGUUUAGCGGGAGCAGGAACGGGAGUAGGCGCAGGAGUGGGAGUGGGAGCGGGAGCGGCAUCUGCGACGGCAUUCGCGGCGGGUGGUUUGUCGUCUUCUGAUGAGGAGGAGGAAGGCAGCGGGACGUGGAGCGUGUAUCUGCUGCUGUCGGCGGACUGCCGAAAGACCUACGUCGGUGUCACGAUGGACGUGCAGCGACGUGUGAAGCAGCACAAUGGCGAGGUGGUGGGGGGAGCCAAGUCAACGCGCGCAGGGCGCCCCUGGACGCUGGUGGGCGCAGUGGAGGGCUUCCGCACACGCAGUGAAGCCUUCCAGUUUGAGUGGAGGUGGAAGAACCCUCGCACCAUACGGGGAGACGGCAGCUACGAUCGCUCUGCAGUCUCCGCCGUGCCUGCCGCCACCGACAGGUUCGGCAACCCCGAGCCUCUGGUGCUGCUCCGGCGCCGCAGCGCUCUGGAGGAGGCUCGGAAGUCCUUUCCAGACUGGAACCACCUGACCUUCACGUGGAAUGAAAACACUGUUCAUGCGCCUCCUGCUGCUGAGACUGCUGCUGCUAGUGCUUCCGGUGCUAGUGCUGCUUCUGCUUCUGCUUCUGCUGCUGCUGCUGCUGCUGCUGCUGCUGCUGCUGCUGGUGCUGGUAGCAACGACGCUGGUGGUUUGGCAGGCAGCAGCAAUCCCCAACUUGCUUAG